This is a messenger RNA of Melanotaenia boesemani (Boeseman's rainbowfish), 564 nucleotides long. RefSeq names its product golgi transport 1A (gene golt1a). The record is from RefSeq and is a predicted model, not a curated record. Lineage: Eukaryota; Metazoa; Chordata; Actinopteri; Atheriniformes; Melanotaeniidae. The transcript has 5 exons. Gene Ontology annotation, biological process: retrograde transport, endosome to Golgi; endoplasmic reticulum to Golgi vesicle-mediated transport. The coding region runs from base 87 to 476 and encodes 129 amino acids. Gene Ontology annotation, cellular component: membrane; endoplasmic reticulum.
AAGAUCACAGUUCAUGUAGUGGAAGAAAUCUUCCCCGAUCGUCAGGAAGAAACACUUCCAUCAAAUAAAGGAUCAGAGAAACUAACAUGGCAACCAUCACAGAGUUCCAGAAGAUCGGUGUGGGUCUGAUGGGAUUCGCCCUGUUUUUCCUGCUCUUCGGAGUGCUGCUGUACUUCGACUCUGUCCUGCUGGCCUUUGGGAAUAUUCUGUUCCUGGCUGGUUUAACAUUCAUCAUCGGCCUCAGAAGGACUGCACGCUUCUUCUUCCAGAAACACAAGUUUCGUGGAUCGUUUUUCUUUCUGGGAGGAGUGUCUCUGGUUCUGUGUCGCUGGCCCGUCACAGGAAUGGUGGUGGAGAGUUAUGGGUUUUUUCUUCUGUUCAGGUCUUUUUUCCCCAUGGCUUUAGGAUUUGUUCUGUCUGCUGUGAACAUCCCGUUCCUCAGUGCAUUUGUGUCCAGCAGCCAGUCCAUGGUUUGAGGUGAUGGACAGAUGAUGAGGAACAGCAUCAUCUUCAGAGAAGGAUGUAGUUCGGACUGUUUAACAUGUUUACAGAGCUGCUCAUCCA